GUGCCCGUCUAUAAAGUCUCGGCAGAAAAGUUUGUCAGCUCUUGCGCAUUCCAUUCCGUCGGCUUCAAACAAGUACCUCCCUACGUCUGCUCGUGUAUUCCCCAGUCUGCAACCAUGCCGUCAGAGCUAGAGCGCGCUAUGGAGUCCCUGAUCAUGGUGUUCCACCGCUACGCCUCUAAGGAAGGGAACAGCACCUCCCUCAGCUGCCGCGAGCUCAAGGAUUUGAUGGCGAACGAGCUGUCCGGGUUUCUGAAGUCCCAGAAGGACCCUGCUGCUGUGGAGCGCAUUAUGAAGGACCUUGACUCCAACGGCGACGGGGAGGUGAACUUUGAGGAGUUCGUGUCCCUGGUGGUGGGGCUCUCCAUCGCCUGCGAGCAGUGCUACCAGCUGCAUUUGAAAAAGGGCAAGAAGUGAUGGCGAGGCGAGGAGAGAGAAUUCACUUUUGUAUUAAACGCACUGUCAAUUAAAUACAAUUACAACCCCCCAUGUUGGAA
This is a messenger RNA of Megalops cyprinoides (Indo-Pacific tarpon), 494 nucleotides long. RefSeq names its product protein S100-A1-like. Gene Ontology annotation, molecular function: calcium ion binding. The transcript is spliced from 3 exons. Gene Ontology annotation, cellular component: cytoplasm. The record is from RefSeq and is a predicted model, not a curated record. Bases 115 to 414 code for a protein of 99 amino acids. Lineage: Eukaryota; Metazoa; Chordata; Actinopteri; Elopiformes; Megalopidae.